CCCUGCCUGGCCGGCAGAUCUUCGAGCGCGCCGAUACGUGCACCCUGGCCGACACGUACGCGACAGUCAACAAUGCCAAGCUGCCAGAUCCGUUCGUCUUCGCCAACGGCAACAAGGUUGCUUCCCAGGCCGACUGGAAAUGCCGGCAGCAGGAGAUCAGCAAGAUAAUGCAGCAGUACGAGCUGGGCACCUACCCCGGCCCCCCAGACUCGGUCAAGGGCACCCUCAGCGGCAACAGCCUCAGUGUUGCCGUGACUGUGGGGGGGAAGUCGAUAACUUUCUCGGCCAGCAUCAAGAAGCCGUCGGGCAAUGGUCCUUUCCCGGCCAUCAUCACCAUUGGCGGCGCCUCGCUCCCCAUCCCGAACACUGUUGCCACCAUCAACUUUGGCAACGACGCUUUCGCUGCGCAGUCAUCGGGUUCCUCGCGUGGCCAGGGCGCCUUCUAUACCCUGUUCGGCAACACCCAUAGUGCUGGCGCCCUAACGGCCUGGGCGUGGGGUGUCGACCGGCUCGUCGAUGCCCUCGAGCAGGUCAAUGCGACCUCGGGAAUCGACACCACCCGCCUUGGCGUCACCGGCUGCUCGCGUAAUGGCAAGGGUGCCUUUAUCGUCGGCGCCCUGGUGGACCGCAUUACCCUCACCCUGCCGCAGGAGUCGGGCUCUGGUGGCGCUGCCUGCUGGCGAAUCAGCGACGCCCAGCAGAAAGCUGGCGCAAAUAUCCAGACGGCCGGCGAGAUCGUCGGCGAGAACGUGUGGUUCUCCAAGAACUUCGACCCGUACAGCACCAAGACCUCGACUGUCCCCGAGGACCACCACAUGCUUGCUGCCCUUAUCGCCCCCCGUGGUCUCUUUGUCAUCGAGAAUGAUAUGGACUGGCUCGGCCCCGUGUCGACUACUGGGUGCAUGAAGGCUGGCCGUCAGAUCUACAAGGGCGUCGGCGUCCCCAACAACAUGGGCUUCUCCCUUGUUGGUGGCCACUCGCAUUGCCAAUUCCCUUCGUCGCAGCAGGCGGAUCUCCUGUCGUACAUCAACUACUUCCUCCUCAACACCGGCUCCGCCCCUGGCGCUGUCGAGAAGAGCUCUUCUACUAUCGACAUGGCGAGCUGGACGGGUGACUGGAAUAUCCCCGCUAGCCUGGCCUAGAGGGCGCGGUCAAGCCUGACCGGGAAUGAGGAUGGGUCGAAUUGAGGUUAUGGAGGUGAAAAUUUAGGGAGGGGAGCCUUAAGUCGUCG
Phialemonium atrogriseum is the source of this 1231-nucleotide messenger RNA. Its product is annotated as carbohydrate esterase family 15 protein. The coding region runs from base 168 to 1142 and encodes 324 amino acids. NCBI's taxonomy places the organism in Eukaryota, Fungi, Ascomycota, Sordariomycetes, Cephalothecales, Cephalothecaceae. The record is from RefSeq and is a predicted model, not a curated record. The transcript has a single exon.